ACACGCAGUGCAGAGCAGAGACGACUACGACGAGCCUCCUUAGCACGCCGCAGACGUGCGUUGCUCCCGUAUUAUACAAUUUUCGUAUUUAUACUGUACACGUGUGUGGACUGGAGCGAGUGACAUUGUAUACAAAGUUGACGUAUCUUUGUGAAGUGCGCAGAGACACGCGUGAAUCGACGCGCGUUAGUCACGUGUGAGCUUUGAGAUCGAGGAGAAUCGGUUAUAAAGCUGAUCGAGCAUCGGCUGCAGGAACGACCAAGUGAUAAGUGCACACUGCUCUACGUACCAUAAGCUCGUAAAACGCAGCGGCGGCGGCAGGUAGUUAAAGGUGCGCUGCACUGCACUACACGCUACACGACGACGAUGAUGAUACCGGCGGUGAUGCGGCGUUCAAUAGGCUUAGCCUGGCUGUGCUGUGUCGUCAUCGGCCAGGCCCGGGCUGGAUGUCCGCUGAAACCCAAGACCGAGCAAACUUCCGCCACGAGGCUGCCCGGCGACGGCGGCUAUCGCAUACUCAUCAGCGGCGAGUACGACAAGUACAUACCCAACGCCGUCUACACCAUCGGUCUACAAGGAUCCGGCGACUUUGAUCAACUGGAGCGAUUCGAGCGAUUCACCCUGUCGGUGGACGCGCAGUCGCCCUCGUCGUUCGAUCGGCCCUAUCCGCGCACCGGCUACUUCCAGAUCUUCCCGGACUCGCUCACCGAGUUCAACGAGGACUGCGUCAACACCGUGUCCGAGUCGUCGGACCGGCCCAAGUCCGAGGUGCAGGUGCUGUGGCGAGCGCCGCCCCGUGGCUCGGGCUGCGUCGUCUUCACGGCGAUGGUGAUGGAGGGCCCGACGCGCUGGUACGCCGGCGACGGCCACCUGCAGCGCGUCUUCUGCGAGAUGAGCCCCCGCGAGACCGAGAGCCUCGACACGCUGCGAUGCUGCGCCUGCGACGAGGCCAAGUACAAGAUGGUCCUCGAGGGUAUCUGGUCGAACGAGACGCACCCCAAAGACUUUCCGCAGAGCGUCUGGCUGACGCGCUUCAGCGACGUAAUCGGCGCCACGCACGAGACGAACUUCUCGUUCUGGGGCCGUGACCACGUGGCCAGCGACGGCUUCCGCCAGCUCGCCGAGUGGGGCUCGGUGGCGGGCCUCGAGGGCGAGUUCCAGGCCAAGCAGCGCUACCUCAAGACCUUCAUCAAGGCGCCCGGCCUCUGGUAUCCGAGCAUGAACAGCAACACGUCGGCCAGUUUCGAGGUCGACCGUCGCCAUCCGCUGCUGUCGAUAGCCUCGUCGAUGGGCCCGUCGCCCGACUGGGUCGUCGGCGUCAGCAAGCUGAAUCUCUGCCAGCGCGACUGCAGCUGGAUCAGGCGCAUGACCAUCGACCUGUAUCCGUGGGACGCCGGCACCGACAGCGGCAUCAGCUACAUGUCGGCCAACGCGGAGACGCGACCGCGCGAGCUCAUGAAGCCCAUCACCACCAUGUAUCCGGAGGAUCCGCGCUCGCCGUUCUACGACCCGAGCGGUAGGCCGAUGCUGCCCGUGGCCAGGCUCUACCUGGACAGGGACGAGUUGAUCAAGAAGAGCUGCUACGAGCAGCAGCAGUCGCACGACGUGACGGACUUCGAUGUGCGUGACAUCGCCGCCGCAUCGGGCAACACGGAGACAGACAGCGGCAGCGGCUUGGGCGAUCGGCGCGAGGACGACUGCGCCAUGACGGAUUACUCCGAGUGGUCGGCAUGCUCGGUCAACUGCGGAAAGGGAGUAAGGACGCGCAAAAGAAGUUACAGAAAUCCGGAGCGCGCCACGCUGAUCGGCUGCAACGAGGAGCUCGUGUCCCAGGAGAUAUGCCUCGGCGCUAACGGAGAAUGCAAGAUUGCACCGACGCUGAGCAAAAAAGAAAACGAAAAGUUCCAACAGCUGGCGGGGUCCUUGGUGGAGGAAUGCGAAACGACCGAUUGGAGCGACUGGUCGGAAUGCAGCGCGACCUGCGGAGUCGCUUUCAGGACGCGCUGGCGAAGACUGCGCCGCGCCGACCAUCAAAAUAAGUGCUUGCGCACUAAACUCACGGAGAAGGAUCGAUGCGUCCUGCCGGCCUGCCCGCAAGACGCCUCCGAGCAGCAGGACGACGUCUGCAAGGUUUCCGACUGGUCCAAAUGGUCCGCGUGCAGCGCUACCUGCGGCAACGGAGUCAAGAGCCGCAGCCGUACUCUGCUGGUCUCGCCGGAGCUCCGGGCCGAUUGCUCGAGGAAGGUGCUGCUGAUACAGCAACGACCCUGUCUCGAUCAAGCCGAUUGUACGUUCGCAGCGGCUGCGGCUAAAGGCAUUUGCUCAGAGAAAAUUCACAAAGGACCCUGCCGAGGUUACUUCGAGAGAUGGGCCUACGACCCGGAAAAGCGCGCCUGUGUGUCCUUCGUCUACGGUGGCUGCCGCGGCAAUAGAAACAAUUUCCGAACUUACGACGACUGCACGAAUUCCUGUGCCGCCGAUUCGUCGAGCGUAGUUCCGACAUUGGAAUCGGCAUCGACGGCGAAUUCCGAUGUUGUCGUGGCGCGUCACGCACCCGAGGAUCGACUGGCCUCGUUGAGAUCGUCGGAUGUGCUGCCGCUGCCUACCAAGCAACGACAACUGACGCCAGUCGACUGCGAAGUUUCCGAGUGGUCUCCCUGGACCGAUUGCAACGUGACUUGCGGCAUGGGUCGCAUGAUCAGUACACGCUACAUCGUGCGACACCCACAAAACGGAGGCAGAUCUUGUCCGUUGCGACUCGAGAGACGCGCCAUAUGCCAACUUGCUCCAUGCAAGUCGUUUGAAGUUUGAAGAUUGCCAUGUAGAAAAAACGAGUUAUGCCAACGUAAAAUCAAAAGCCGAUUAAUUAGACUAAGGUCGAAGAACUUCAGCUCGAGUUCAAUGAAGCAAUAUAAUCUUAAGAAUCAUCGUUUUUAGUUCAGUUUAAACUCGAAAAUUUAAUAUACUAUAUUUAGGAAUAAAUGACUAAUCGAUUGUAUGGGUGAUCCGUGUAAAUGUAUGAGUGUUAAGUACUUACUCACUUGGCUGUAAAACGUAUAGAAAGAUAAGCACUCUUUUUGUAAUAAGUAUCUAUUUAUGAUUAUAUGACAAGUUUAAGAUUUGAAAAAAUUAAAAUGAAAAUGUAUAAGUAUCAGAAUA
Molecule: messenger RNA, 3159 nt
Organism: Trichogramma pretiosum
Lineage: Eukaryota; Metazoa; Arthropoda; Insecta; Hymenoptera; Trichogrammatidae
Gene: fat-spondin
Product: spondin-1
Exons: 11
Coding region: 367-2811 (814 amino acids)
Biological process (GO): cell adhesion
Cellular component (GO): extracellular matrix
Molecular function (GO): serine-type endopeptidase inhibitor activity
Source: RefSeq, a predicted model, not a curated record